Molecule: messenger RNA, 918 nt
Organism: Moesziomyces aphidis
Lineage: Eukaryota; Fungi; Basidiomycota; Ustilaginomycetes; Ustilaginales; Ustilaginaceae
Source: the annotation of a GenBank genome assembly
AUGACAGGUCCAUCAUCACAGUGCAAUGCCGGUGGCAGCGGCUUGAAGCGUAUCAAUACGGGGCUUUCGGAAGCCAGCGUCGGAGGUCCUCGCAGUAGCGGUGCUGGAAGCGGUCGCUUGUCGCUUCACAUCCCGAACGCCUAUCCGAGAGCCGUCUCGUCACGCUCACCAAAUAGCUCCAAGCAAGGCACGCCGAUUUCGUCUCGGCCAACUUCUCCAGGGCCAGAUGCCGGCUCUUCUCGAUCCAAUCAUCCAGUGUCUGCAUUUGAUGCGGUCAAGGGGCCAUCCCAAGGGGAGGUGGGUGAGCGUGCAAGUCGCGCGGCUAGACCGCCACGGGUGAGGGUGUUUCGACGUGACAGUUCGCUCAUCACCAUUCACCAGGUCGACGAUGGCGCUAGCGACGGUGCUGAGCCAUCAACGAUUGCUGCGCCGCGUACAAGAGCGUUUCUUCGACCGGUCAUCGCAGUUCGCGACUUCUUCGCUACCAAGCAGACCUCGUCCAGUUCAGCGAGGGACUUCCUCGCGCGCGAGCGCAAUUUCUUCGUCUGGCUUCGUCUCUCUUGCCUGCUAGCUAUCCUCUCGGCCUCCCUCAUCCUGCAACUUCAAUUGCCCGACUCUGUCCGCUCGUCGUCACAUCCUCGACGCAGACACAGCCACACCCCAGUGGAUUGGGACAACUUGCCACUGGCAUCAAAAGCGUUUGCGGGAAUCUUCUUCGUGCUCUCUUUACUCGCUCUAGCAACGGGGCUCGCAGACUACCUCUCUGCAGAACGUCAGCUCGAAAAGGAACAGGUCGACUUUGACGAGACCGAAGGCGUCUUUCUCAACGACGCACACACCUCGCAGUUUGUGCACGUCGUCAUGCUCACCGUAGGCGCAGGCAUCGUAGCUUCUGCUCUUUGGCUCAUAGCCUCGUAG